Molecule: messenger RNA, 3482 nt
Organism: Oryza sativa Japonica Group (Japanese rice)
Lineage: Eukaryota; Viridiplantae; Streptophyta; Magnoliopsida; Poales; Poaceae
Source: RefSeq, a predicted model, not a curated record
ACGAGUGCUGUUGUGAGGACUGGUAUGAGUUCACUACAUGUUUGCUUGUUCUUGAGUACAGAAAGAUGCGUUCACCGUAAUUUAGUUUUGUGACAACUUUUGUCCACCAUAGAAUUCAUUAUGCGUGAUCGAUGUCUGCAUACGAUUUUGAUGGUCAAAGUCUUUAAGGUUAUGUGCUUCCCGAGAUUUGACGAUAUGAACAAGGUAGAGAGGUAGGAGGUUAAGGUAGCAAAAGGAUAAUCCUGCGUGCCUCUUUGCUGAAUAUCCAAGCUGCUUGAUUGUGAAGGCUCGUAGGUGUAGGAGCCGCGGGGACAUAUAAUUUGAGACGCUGAGCCACGUAGUUCAGUAGGUCUUUGCAUCUGAUGAUAGUUUAGGAUUCUAGCUGGUGGUUUAUUCAUAUCCUGGUCCAGGUACGUCGGACGUACGCUGCCAGAGUCGCCGAUGCCGACGACUCAACGGAGGAGGUCUACUAGCAAGGAACUUGUUUAGUUAUUUUUAACUGGUCUUAAAAGAAUGUAGCUUGGUCAUCACUCACACACCCCAAGCCCUAGUCCGGCCGUCGACGCUGUAAAACACUGAUGGUGCGGUAUGCUUGAUUUUUUUUAUAGAUAACGUAAAGCUUUUACUAAACUCAGUUAAUUAUAUAAGAUAAUACAAUUCUAUUGAGAAUACUCUUAAUGAAGUAUGCUUGCUAUAAUUGCUACGGACCAGGAUCCUCUCUAUAGUAGUGUAGAUGAGUAACAUAGCUACACUAUUCAGAGAUCUUCUUUUUUCUUUUCUUUUUUUUUGGAUAAUUCACUAUUCAGAGGUCAAUUGUGCUUUAGCAUAUAUAGGCCAUGGGGUAUGCAUUUGGUUGUGAAAAAUACUAAAAACAAAAAUCAAUGUGGAGUAGAGUACCAACAUCUAUCACUCCAACAAAAAAAAAUCGAAGUUUAAACUCUAUCUACGCAUUAAAAAAAAGAUAUUUAGAUGUGAAUAGUACCAACAUUGUUUAUACAUUGGAUUUAUCCUUUUUAUUUACCCAUGCGUGAGUUGAGUUUAGACUUUCUAGAGUGGUAUAUGUAUGUUUUCAAUUUUUUUUGAGAUUUUUCAUAACUAAUAUUUAAAUGGUAUUUGAACAUCCCAUGGAGGGAUUAAAAGAGUUUCUCCUCUACCAUGGCUACUAUAGCAUGUUAUGAUAUUAACCGUACGUCGCAAAUCAAACGGCGUAGAGGGUGGCUUAUGCAACGCAUACUCUAUUGUCCUGUGCGGUUCAUGCAUGAUUCAUCUGCUCGAUCUGUGCGAUCUGAAUUUCCCAUCUUUUCUUUGGUUAGUCGGGAGUCGGGACAAAUUCUUGCGUUCAAGUUCAGUACAUAUACGUAUCUCUCACCCUUGCACUGCGCCGGUACAUUGCUGCAAUUCCACAUGGAGAAACGAAUCUUCAUCAGUUUAUUGACUUGUAUAUAUACGUAGAAUGCGAGGCGAGUUAUCUCGUCGUUUCGGGGUUGCCACAAUGAAGCUAGCGCGAUGAGUCCUCGGGUCAGAAUGUCGGUGGCGCGGUGGCUGCCAAGCAGCCCAGCGCACGGCAAGACCAAGAGCCGGCGCUCGUCGUCGGCCGUGCGCCCGACGCUGCUGGUGAUCGCGGUGACCGUGAUUGCCGUGCUGCUCGUCGCCGUCGUCUUCGGCGGCGCCGGCCGGUGGACGCUCUCCGGCGGCGGGGACACCAGCUGGGUCUCCGCCGGAGCCCGCGUCGUCAUCAACGCCGUGUCCGGCCAACAACGCGACGGCGACGAUCCCGUCGCGGCGGCGGUGGAGCCGCGGAACGACAGGCUCCUGGGUGGCCUCCUCUCGCCGGACUUCGACGACAGCUCCUGCCUCAGCCGCUACCGCGCCGGGCUCUACCGCCGGCAGUCCCCCCACGCUGUCUCGCCGCACCUGGUCGCCUCACUCCGACGCUACGAGUCCAUCCACCGCCGCUGCGGCCCCGGCACCUCCGCCUACGAGCGCGCCGUGGAGCGCCUCCGCUCCCCGCCGCCGUCGAACACCUCCGACGCCGAGUGCAGGUACCUCGUGUGGACGCCGCUCGAGGGGCUCGGCAACCGCAUGCUCACGCUCACGUCGGCUUUCCUCUAUGCGCUCCUCACCGACCGCGUCCUCCUCUUCCACCACCCCGCCGGCGAAGGCCUCAGGGACCUCUUCUGCGAGCCGUUCCCGGGCUCCACGUGGACGCUCCCGGAGGGGGACUUCCCGUUCUCCGGCAUGCAGGGCUUCAACGCGCGCACCCGCGAGAGCCUCGGGAACGCGCUGCGGCGCGGCGAGGGCGCCGCCAAGGACCACCCGCCGCCGCCGCCGCCGUGGAUGUACGUGCACCUGCGGCACGACUACAACCGCAACGCCAACGACCCGCGCUUCUUCUGCGACGACGGGCAGGACGCGCUGCGGCGCGUCGGCUGGGUGGUGCUCCUCUCCGACAACUACUUCGUGCCCGGGCUGUUCCUGGUCCCGCGGUUCGAGCGCGCGCUGUCGCGGAUGCUGCCGCGCCGCGACGCCGCGUUCCACCACCUCGGCCGCUACCUGCUCCACCCGAGCAACACGGUGUGGGGGAUGGUGGCGCGGUACCACGCCUCGUACAUGGCCUGCGCCAACGAGCGCGUCGGCAUCCAGGUGCGCUCCUUCUACUGGGCGCGCAUCUCCACCGACGAGCUCUACGGCCAGAUCAUGUCGUGCGCGCACGGCGAGAACAUCCUCCCCCGCGUGACGCAGCAGGGGCCCAACUUCACCGCCGCCGGAGACCAGCCGCAGCCGGCGGCGCGGCCGGGGAGGCGCAAGGCGGUGCUCGUGGUGUCGCUGCACGGCGCCUACUCCGAGAGGAUCAAGGACCUGUACUACGAGCACGGCGCGGCGGGCGGGGAGUCCGUGAGCGUGUUCCAGCCGACGCACCUGGACCGGCAGCGCUCCGGCGAGCAGCUGCACAACCAGAAGGCGCUCGCCGAGAUGAUGCUGCUGAGCUUCUCCGACGUGGUGGUCACGUCCGCCGCCUCGACGUUCGGGUACGUCGGCCACGGGCUCGCCGGGCUGAGGCCGUGGGUGCUCAUGAGCCCCCUCGACAAGAAGGUGCCUGACCCGCCGUGCCGGCUGGCCGCCACCAUCGAGCCGUGCUUCCAUAACCCACCAAACUACGACUGCCGGACGAGGGCCAAAGGCGACACCGGCAAGAUUGUCCGGCACAUCCGGCACUGCGAGGACUUCGAGAAUGGCGUUCAGUUAGUGGACUGAGCUUUGUUCCAUUUUCUUGCCUAGUUGCCUGGAUGUUCUCAUGGUUCAUUUCUGCUGAGUGUUUACAUCUUACAGCAGUAAGAAAACUGAAAACUAUAAACUGCUGUUAUUAUAGCGUAUAAAGGUCGAUAACAUUUACUGAACUGUAAUAAGUAGUUGCCAAAUGCCAACCGUGCGUUGCACUACAAUUUCAUUAUUAAUGUUGUAAAAGAGGUUGUUUUUUUUAA